UGGCAUGUGUGAUCGGGUUAUCUAGAUUGAGGGGAACUCAUUUCUACUGUAUAACAGUCAGGAAAAGCCAAGAGGGCUUAUCAGUUGCUGAGAGGCUUAUGGCAUUGGAAUAAACUGUAAAAGUUGUAAAAGUUUAGAUCUUAGGAUCAGGGGAAUUUCAGAGAAGUUUUCUCCAAUCACAAAACAGACUUACAUUCAGUGAUUGGACUUUAAUUGAAGUGAUGUUUUCCAAUUAAUUUUAAAUUGAGCAUUUCUGCACAGAUCAGGAGAGUCUGGGAGACCUUGUACAGGCAAUAAAAAACAAUUGGUGGAAGUUUGUUGCACAAUAGAGGGUUUUUGCAUCUUGUACGAACUUUGCAGGAAUAUAGUGACAUUAAAUGAACUGUGCUGUGGAUUUUUUUGGAAGGAAAAAAAGAAAAAAGAAAUGAUAUUAUAAGAUGAAGGUAAUGACAUUUGACAAAUUAUGAGAAUUUCAUGUUGCUAUAGAGAGGGAAUAAUGCUUGUGCUCUACUCGAGUUAUACUUAUUCUGACAUAUAAAUAACUGUACGAUGAUGAUGAGUUUGUAUAUAUGACCGACAAUUCUGGGGUUUUCUAGGAUAACAAACUGCUCUCUCAUUUGCAUAUGAUUGUUACAGUUUUUCUGUCGGAAAAAAGGACAAGACGAUUAUUUUCCAUGAUAAUUUCCAUUAUCAUUUCCAUGAUUAUUUUCACCAAGAUUUAUAUGAAUGUGUGAGUGUACUUUUUCUGUAGAAACUGUUGGAGGAAGCCAUUAUGUAACUAGAGAGGUCUUCGCAGGACAUCGAGACUGAAUUCAAAUACAAUCAAUAGUCUGAAUGAAAAUCUUCGUGGAAAAUAUCAUAGCUUAUCUUUUAUGCAUCAAAUUGUAGGAUCAAUUUGAACUGGUCAUGAUUUUUGUGCUUCAAGGAUAGAGAUGUGUGUAUGAGUUUGUUGGUUUUAAGGUUUAAAAAUGAGCAUAUUUCAACAAGAGACAGACCAGCGGAGAUAGACAGCGGAUAUUCUCGACUGAAUAGACUAAUUUGUUGUGACACUGUUUACUUUAAUACGAAACUCAAACAUUUUUAAAUGUAAUAUAAACACAAGUGACCACAUUUUGCAAUUUUGAAAGAGAAUAGAUUUUAUAAGUGAUUAUGAACAAUUUGAUUCUUUAGAAGAUAACAGAUAUAAAUGAGAUCGGCAUUAUGAUUGUAAAAAAUCAAAUCUGCGGAAAAUAACGAUUAGUGAAAAUAUUGUUUUAAAAAUGACAUGCAAUUCUUGAAUGCUGAUGUUUUGUUUGACAUAUAAUAUACAUGAAUGUUAAUAUUCUCUAAGAGGAAGAAAGUGUUUAUGUAAGAUAGGAGAAACAAUGGAUGUAUUCAGCUCCGUACUCGGAGACAAUGAAAAACCCGAUUCGGGGUAUGUCAACCUCGAUGCUAGUAUGCCAAAUGUGACCCGGUACACGGCUGAAAACUUACGUCUGCGAUGUGAAAUUACCGGUUACCCAAUCCCGAAAUACCAGUGGUUUAAGAAUGGCAAGAUUCUCCGCAAUGGUGAUAGUCGGGGCAAAGUCAGCAUCAAAAUUACACCAUGGGGCUCUAGACUUCGCAUUAAGAAUCUUGACACAAGUGACAGUGGCAUGUAUGGCUGUAAAGGUCAGAAUAAUUUCGAUGCCAAGAAUACCACAGGGUAUGUCCAUGUGAAUCCGGAAAAAGCUCCCACGUCAGAUUCUGAUUACACAACUGAUGAUAUAAAGUUGUUUCCGGAUGGGUUGCCGGGUGAUAUAGAUUAUGAUUCCGGUUCGGUGAUCAAGAAUGAUGAUAGCAGUUUCAAUGGAAGAUAUGACCCAGGACAAAAAAUUGAGACAGACGAGACGUCACAAGAAGAACCUAAACAAGAUCCAUUUUGUCAACUGUUUAAAGGCAGCGUUUGUUCUACACAUAUUGGGAAUAAGUCUAUCUAUGUCACCUCUAGAUAUGCUCAAGGUCUUAGAGAGGAAAAAGUUAUAUCUGCGAUUAAUGUGAUCGGAAACUCCAACGAUUUAUCAGACAGAUGUAGAAAGUACGCCAUCCCGUCAAUCUGUCAUUUCUCAUUUCCACAGUGUGAAAAACCCAACGGUCUUGGAGCACCGGUGAAAAAACGCAUGAUCUGCAAGGAUGAAUGUGAGAUGCUGGAAGAAAGCCUGUGUAAAAAUGAAUACAUUGUUGCGAAGAACCAUCCUCUUAUAGACAACAGUGUACUUCCUAAGUGUGAUGAGCUACCAGACUAUGGGACUCCAUGUCUACGUGUGGGCGUCCCACUUAAAGGCUACGAUGACAAGUGUUUCAAGGGUAACGGGGCAACGUUUAGGGGUCAAGCUUCGAAGACAAAGAGCGGAAAGGAAUGUAAGAACUGGAACCAUAAUCCCGAGUACCCGAUUGACCAGCCAAGAUUCAGCGACAUUUUAGGAGAUCAUAACCAAUGUCGUAAUCCAAACGGAACAAUGGCCGGACCCUGGUGCUAUACGGAUAGUAGCUUUAAGUACAAGGAAUUGUGUGAUGUCCCAGUUUGUGCAACGACAACGGAAUCCAGCAAUCUGGUUGUAAUUAUUGUACCAGGCAUUAUUGUACCACUGGCAUUAGCUCUCCUCCUUGCUUUAGUCUGUUUCUGUCAGAGAUCAAGGAAAAACAACUCUGCAAACACCAAGGCUGUUAUCAGUAACAAGGCUCAAAAUAUGGAGUUGUGUCCCUUGACAGCAAAAUCGGCAUCUCAACGAGUUCGUGAAUUUCCCAUAUCAUCUGUACGGUUCUUGCAAGAGUUAGGGGAAGGUGCGUUUGGUAAAGUGUAUAAAGGUGAAGUUCUAGGCUUGUUUGGUGAAAAUACUGUUUCAAAAGUGGCAAUUAAGACGUUAAAAGAGAAUGCCGCACCGAAAGUUCAGAAUGACUUUAGACGAGAAGUGGACAUGAUGUCCGAAAUGAGACAUCCGAAUAUUGUUUGUCUGUUAGGUGUGGUGAUGAAACAGGAACCAAUGUGUAUGUUGUUUGAGUUCAUGUCUAUGGGUGACUUGCACGAGUAUUUGAUUCAGCAUUCACCACACUCUGACAUGUCCGUUGUGUCAGAUGAGGACGGAUCGCAGCGACCGAUUCUUGAUUAUGGUGAUAUGUUACAUAUUAGCACUCAGAUUGCAUCUGGGAUGGAAUAUCUUGCUAGUCACCACUUUGUUCAUCGGGAUCUUGCUGCACGAAAUAUUCUUGUUGGAGAUAAUCUCACAGUCAAAAUCUCAGAUUUCGGUCUGUCACGUGAUGUUUACUCAUCAGAUUACUACAGAGUUCAGAGCAAAUCUCUUCUCCCAGUCAGAUGGAUGCCUGCAGAGUCCAUAAUGUAUGGAAAGUUCACUACAGAAAGCGAUGUCUGGUCUUUCGGUGUGGUGUUGUGGGAAAUAUUUAGCUACGGCUUGCAGCCUUAUUAUGGCUUUUCUAAUCAAGAAGUCAUUGAAAUGAUAAGGUCACGUCAAAUUUUACCCAGUCCUGAGGACUGCCCAGCUAGAAUGUAUGGACUUAUGGUUGAGUGUUGGCAUGAAAUGCCAACCCGUCGACCAAAUUUCCGCGAAGUACAUGCUCGACUUCGUGCCUGGAAAAGUGAGCUCCUUCUUCAGAAUCCACACUGGAGCUUAUCACAAAGUCAUUCGGCUCAUUCAAGCUCUCAUCAGAGCUCACUUCAAAGUGGACCUAGUCAUCAAGGGAGUACUGGCCCUAGCAACACAACAGCCAUGACGGGGCUAACGGGGAGUAGUAAUAACUCCGACCCCUCCCAGUUUAAUCAGAUGCCCCCUGCACCUCCCCCAGUCAUAACCAUGCCACCCAACAAUCCGGGAUAUGGCAACAAUCCUGGAUAUGGCCAGAAUCAGCCUGGUCAACCGGUUACUGUGACAUUUCAAGGUAUGCCAACACAGAAACAAAUCUAUAGUGCUUUAAACACAAUUCAACAACAGAAUACUAAAAACACUCAAAUGCAGCCAGCAUCAAAUGGACCCACAAAAAUCUCACCACCGGAAUCAGUUGCUAGUGGUUCUAGCUCUGGCUCAUCUACAAAUAAAGGAAAACUUGCAAAUUCUGUUGGUACUGCAUCUAAUUCUACCAUGUCUCCCCCACCAUACUCGGAGUGCAACCGCUUUAACAACUUUCUUAAUCAGAAUGGCUACAUUCCUGAAACAAGAACUGCAGAAAUUUAAGAAAGUAGUAUUAGUGUAAAUCAUAGUGUUAUAAUCUGCUAGUGGAGUUUUCAGCUUUACUAAUUGUGUAUACAAACAAAAAAAACUGAAGCAUGGUAGACAAGCUUUUUGAACAUUGAGAUUUUGUAAAGUAUGUGCUCUAUGAAAUAGUGCAUUCAACUUUACCUUGAUGUGUCUAUACUGUGAUGAGAGUAGAUGGUCUCUAGUGUAGGAGACCAGCAGUCAAAGCGGACAGUUUGUGUUCAUCGUAUGACGAUGUAGCUUUAUCAAGACUGGUUCUCUGCUGUACAUUAUGUACACAACUAUUUCAGAUAGACUGUGCUUAUUAUUUUAAGAAGUAUAGCGACUUCUGUGUAUAGACAGAUGAUAAUUCAAUGAAUUGGAUUUAUGGCUUACUGUAACUGUUAAUAUAUAAAACAGUUUUUGGCUAGACAUGAGAUUUUGAAAAAUAUUUUUGGAAACAAUUUGAUAAUGAAGUAUUUACAUAUUGGUUGAAUUUUUUUCGUUAAUGGAAUCAUCCAAUAGAGAUGUCUUUUUUUUCUCAGACUGUUUCAUGUUUUGGUAACAGAUUUUUUAUCCUGAUGAUUAUAAGGUUCAUUUGGUAACAAAAGGUCAGAUUUUAAUUCUGUCGACUUUCUUUCUUUAAUUCUGUAAAAGAUUCAUAUGCACAUGACUGUAACAUCUGAACUAGAAUAAGUACAUUUCAUGCCUAUUUACUGUUAAUAUUUAUGAUAAGUAAACAUGAUAAUUUUCUUCUUACUUUAAAGAAGUGUUAAAAAAGUUUAAUUCAUUUUGAUUAAGCCUUUUAAUAUAAGUGACCAUGAUGACUUGCCAUCACUAUAGAGCUAUAUCAGCCUGUACAUCUGGUUGAUAUCAAAACUAUUUACAUUUUGAAAUUGAAAACUGAGCAAGUCUACUUUACAAAUUUAUUGGUGAAAAUGUUAAAGUUUAUUACAUUCUCAAUACAGUUGUUUAAUGUCUGCUUAUGCUCUUUUUUUGUUUCUUUUGUGAUUUUUUUAUGUUUAACGUUUUUUAUCCAUAUUAAAGAGAUUAAACACAAAGAAAUGUUUGUAAAAUGUACAUUAUUAGACUAUUUCUGUAUUUUGUUAUUUCAUAACACCUUACUUUUAUAUUUGUUAAGUCUUUGGUUUGAUUAAAAUGGCAGAUAAUAACUUUAUAAAAUUAUGUUAAAAAAACUUUAUUUAGUAUGUAGAUUAAUAUGAUAAAUGGCCUGGUUAAAGUAGCAUUAUUUUAUUGUUUGGAUGUUAAAUAGAUAGACAAGUCUUACUGCAUUAUCUGAUUGGUUGCUAUUAUACUCUGUAAGCACUGAAUUAUCAGAUUGGUUGUUAUUAUUAGCACUAAAUUGUCUUGAUUGGUCUAAAGUAACACCAAUGAGCUAAUUAUAGCAACCAGUCUUUCUGAUUUAUCUGAUUGGUUGCUAUUAUUAGCAAUAAAUUAUCUGAUUGGUUGCUAUUAUUAGCUCAUUGGUGUAACUGUAGACCAGUCUUACUGAAUUAUCUGAUUGGUUGCUAUUAUUAGCACUGAAUUAUCUGAUUGGUUGCUAUAAUUAGCUCAUUGAAGUAACUGUCCAAUGGCAGUGUUUUGUUUGAUGCCAUAGCAACAUUUUCUACCAAUAAUUCGCUUUUUAAUUUGAGAGUGAAGUCUUCUUUAUAGAUUUUUAAGGAAACAUAUUGAAACUAUAUUUUUUUAAAAAGAUUAUAUUGUUAAUAAAUAUUUUUUUUUAAUUCUAACCGUUUUUGUUUUGAUUCGUUUUUAAAUCAUAGAUGUUUUUAAUGUCCUAUUUGGUGCAGCUUUCUCAAAAAGUGUAUUGAAAAAAAACCAAGUUAAUUUCAUUUUUAUAGAAUAGACUAUUUAAAUACUGAUUACUCAAGAAUUAUUAAUUUACUUGAAACACAUCACUCAUUUGAUUAUUAUUCCAAUAAAUUAUUCAGCAAAUGACCUCAACUUUUCUAGUAUAAAUAUUCUAGAACUGAAUUAUCAAAUCAAAGAAACAUUUAAUUAUUUCUACAGUAUUAUUUUUCAUUUAUCAAAAAAGUGCAUAUUUCACUCAUAAUUUAGUAUUUUCUCAUUAUUGAUUAUACAGUACCACAUAUAUAAUUUAAAUGUAAAAGGAUUUUAUUACGGCCAAUGAAAGUUUAUGUUAUAUUUACAUUUAACUAAAAGGUUUUAAUUGGUCUAAGCAGAUACCAUGGUUCUGGUUUAGCCAAUGAAAUUUCGUGUUAUAACCUGUCUGGAAGGUUGUGUAGUUAAGUAUGUUUUUAAGCUUAUUGUUCGAGCAACAACUAUUAAGUUGCUCUAUUUGAUUUUUUUUCUAUUAUUGACUUUAAACCAAAGUUUGAACUGGUGCAAUAGAACUUAAAUAUGUACAGUUUUAUGUUAGAAAAUGUUAGUGAUUUAUUCAUGUUUGUUUUUGUGUAUUAUAAUUGACGUAAAUGUGUAGCUCUAUGCAGAAACGUAAGAAGGGUCUGCGACCUGUUUUAUUAUGUUGCAUGGCUUUACUGGUUCCAUACUCUCUGAUUAUUUUUUGAAUAUUUUAAACACAUGAACUAUAUCUUAACAUACCAUUUCUUUUCUCUGUUAUUAUUUAUUCAUGGCGAGCAUUUGUUUAAAGAUGUUCCUGGCUGUUGUCAACAAUCACCUUAGUUGAAGAAAAAUAUGAAUAAAGAUGUUGAACAUUGUUGCAAAUUAAUUGCACUAAUAUUUAUUUCACUCAGUACAGUAUUUUGUAUGAAAUCAAGUCAAAGUUUGUGUACUUAAGUAAAACUUAAAAUUAUUAUUUUUUGAUAAAGAUACUUUUAUGAGAUAUAAUGUUGUCACAAAUCGAUCUUUGGGAACUUAGUUUUUGAUGAAGACUCAAUAUUUGCUUACAUAUAUAUUGCUAAUUUGAAUUUCAGUUUUUGUACAACAUCUAUUCAACACAUUUCGGUCAUUUUAUUAAUUAUACAAGAAUUGAUUACACAAAAUUUUUUAUCCACUUUGUAUUGCUUAUAAAAGCCAUUUUCAGCCAUAUGUUUUUGCUUCUUGGCUCUUAUUAUAUAUAUAGCUAUUUUGUCAAAGUCAUUUUCAGCCAUAUCAUAUUAGCUUAAUAUUGUGCCAUAUUGAUUAUUUCAAAUUAUAUGAACAUAAUUCGUACCCGUUUUAAUUUGAGGUGAUCAUUUACUUUAGUUAAGUCAAGUAUAUUAUGUUUGAAAUAUAAAGAAGGAAAUACGAGAACUAUAAAAUUAUUCACGGAAAUUUCAAAAGUCCUCUUUGAAAUUACUGAAAUGUAUAGGGUAAUUUAUACAAAAUGGCUGACUCGAAAAAAAUGUUACUGAAAGUAAGUUUUUAAUCAUGUAUUUUGCUUAAAACAACAACAAGAUAUUUUGUAUUAAAGUUAGUGUUAUCUUGGAAUAUUAAAGUAUUGGUUUGUUGAGUUUUAAAUAGAAAUUUCAAUUCCACCUGAAUAAUAUUUUAUAUGUCAUAGAAUCAUGUACUCUUUAUAGAAAUAAAUGAAGUUAAAAAUAAUUAAUGAUUCAUUGGAGAAGUUUAAUGUUUUCUAGCUUUUCUUUAAAAUUGCACAUCACCGGAGAUCUAGAUGGAAAUACCUGUUUUGUCUAAUGAAGUUCACAAUAAUGAUUUGGGACAGUUAAACUUAUAAUGACAUGCCUUAUUUAGUCACUGAUGAAGCAUAAGCACUUGUACUCUCUCGGCUGCCCAUUGUAAAAGUGUUCAUAUUUCCACAUACAAUUCUUGUAAACAACAAUGACCUGUUCCAAUUUAAAGUACAACAAAUUGAUUACUUUUUUAAACAAUUCAAUGAGAUGAUAAUAGGGUAAUAUAGGAAUAUACUUGCAUUUUAUCAUACAUGAAUUAGAGGUAUAUAUUCUACUGCAGCUACAUUUCAUUUAAUUAUUCAUUAUUUAAACAUUUUGAAAGACGGUGCUAUACUAUAGAGCCAUUUUUUACAUAAAAGAAGAUAACUAUAUAGAAAUUAGGUAUUUAUACUACUCUAUGUUAUGUAAUUUAUAUAAAUACACAAUUAAGUUAUCAAUGUAUGUAAGAGCAAGUAGUCCGUGAAGACGCGGAACUAUAUUUAUUUUUAAAAAAAGGACUCUGGCCAUAUUUGUCCUUCGUAUAGGUAUAGAAGAGACAAUUGUGUAAAAGAUGUGUUUAUAGUUCUAUAAAGUCCUCAAAAAUAAUCCUAAAAAGACGAAAAUUAUGAAAAUGACCCAAAAUGGAGACAUUAAAAUUGUUAUAAGUGCUUUGACAUAUAUAUGUCACAUCCAUAUAUGUGUGUACUACUUUGUGUAGGCUCUUACAUGCAUACGAUGAUAGUAUUGUGAUCAUGUGUAUUUAAGAAAAAUCAAUAUCGUAAUUAUGUAUGUGUCUUGAUUUGUCAUGUAACGUUUUCGAACUUUGUAUUAUAUACACACUAUGUUGCAUGUAAAUAACUGCGUCAAGAUAGACACAUUUCACUUUUAUUAAAAUGUUUUUAACUUUA
Messenger RNA from Ruditapes philippinarum (Manila clam), 8706 nucleotides. RefSeq names its product inactive tyrosine-protein kinase transmembrane receptor ROR1-like. The coding region runs from base 1365 to 4205 and encodes 946 amino acids. Lineage: Eukaryota; Metazoa; Mollusca; Bivalvia; Venerida; Veneridae. Gene Ontology annotation, cellular component: signaling receptor complex; membrane. Gene Ontology annotation, biological process: cell surface receptor protein tyrosine kinase signaling pathway; protein phosphorylation; positive regulation of kinase activity. The record is from RefSeq and is a predicted model, not a curated record. Gene Ontology annotation, molecular function: protein binding; ATP binding; transmembrane receptor protein tyrosine kinase activity. The transcript is spliced from 10 exons.